CUCCCGUUUUCUCUUUCUUCAUUCUUCUUCCUCCAACUGCCUUGUUGGGUUGUGUUUUUGUCUUGUUUCAUCUUCCUCGUCCAAAACACUCGCCAUUCAUCAGACUGAUCCCGCUAUCGCAAGGGCCCCCAGUUAAGUUUUUGGCCACCUUGACACCCUCUAUCUUGGUCGCGACUCGAAACCUUCGCUUUCCGACUUUUCAAAACGAACAUUUCACCUUUGCGAAACGACUGCAAACAUCUCGAUCACCAUGUCUUUCUCCAGCCUUGUUCAGGACUUAAGCCUCCGCGACGCCAAUGGUGCUCGCCGCCCCCAGAUUUCCGGUCCCCGCUCGUCCGCUUCCACUCUCGACGACAGAGCCUCGCACAUCUCGAGGGCCAUGUCCUACGCCAGUACCGCUGCCACCAGCGUCAGCAUCUCCGGCGACAUUUCAAGCCAGCUCCAUGGUGGAUACUUUCACCCUCUGGCUCGCUCAUGGCAGGCUGAGCGUCAGCUCACCAAGUCUAUGCUUAUCUACCCCCUCUUUGUCACCGACGGUGAGGGCGACAUGAUCCUCGUCCCUUCUCUCCCUGGUCAACACCAGCUCAGCUGCGACAAGCUGAUUCCGUUCCUCGAGCCUCUCGUCCACAAGGGUCUCCGUUCCGUCAUGCUCUUUGGUGUUCCCAUGCAAGCUGGCACCAAGGAUGCUCUUGGCACUGCCGCCGACGACCCCGAAGGUCCCGUUAUCCGAGCCAUUCAAAUCAUCCGCCGCCGAUUCCCUCAACUUUUCAUUUGCUGCGAUGUCUGUCUUUGCGAGUACACCUCGCACGGCCACUGCGGUAUCCUCCGCGAUGAUGGCAGUCUCAACAACCAGCUAUCCGUUGACCGCAUCUCCGAUGUUGCCAUCGCUUACGCUAAGGCCGGCGCUCAAUGUGUUGCUCCCUCAGAUAUGAACGAUGGCCGUAUUCGUGCUAUCAAGCUGAAGCUGAUUGAAGAGGGAAUUGCCCACAAGACUGUUCUCAUGUCCUACUCUGCCAAGUUCUCUGGUUGUCUGUACGGUCCCUUCCGCGAUGCUGCUGGCUCAGCGCCUUCAUUUGGUGACCGUAAGUGCUACCAGCUUCCCCCUGGUGGCCGCGGUCUUGCUCGACGUGCUAUUGUUCGAGAUAUCAACGAGGGAGCCGAUAUCAUCAUGGUGAAGCCUGCCAGCCAGUACCUCGACAUUAUCAGUGACGCCAAGGACUUGGGCAAGGAUCUGCCCGUAGCCGCAUACCAGGUCAGCGGCGAGUACGCCAUGAUCCACGCCGGAGCCAAGGCCGGCGUCUUUGACCUGAAGGCAAUGGCCUUUGAGUCGACAGAGGGAAUCUUGCGAGCUGGUGCUACCAUCGUAGUCAGCUACUUUACCCCUGACUUCCUUGACUGGCUGGAGAACUAAACAUGAUGAGGAUUACGUAUGCAAAAUGGUUGAUGUUAGGCGUUUUGGGUGUUUAGGUCA
Molecule: messenger RNA, 1471 nt
Organism: Fusarium graminearum PH-1
Lineage: Eukaryota; Fungi; Ascomycota; Sordariomycetes; Hypocreales; Nectriaceae
Product: delta-aminolevulinic acid dehydratase
Exons: 2
Coding region: 251-1411 (386 amino acids)
Biological process (GO): heme biosynthetic process
Cellular component (GO): cytosol
Molecular function (GO): zinc ion binding; porphobilinogen synthase activity
Source: RefSeq, a predicted model, not a curated record